Messenger RNA from Entrophospora sp. SA101, 1659 nucleotides. Lineage: Eukaryota; Fungi; Glomeromycota; Glomeromycetes; Entrophosporales; Entrophosporaceae. The record is from the annotation of a GenBank genome assembly.
AUGAGUAAACAACAACAAAAACAAAAAUCUUUGCAAGCAAUAACAGCCAACAAUAAACGUGAUAAUCAACGUGAAAAGUUAAAAGAUAAUUGGGAAGUUUCGACAGCUGUGACUACUUUUGAUGAAAUGAAACUUAAACCAGAAGUAUUGAAUGGAAUUCGCGAAUUAAAUAUUGCAAAACCUACACCUUUGCAACAACGAGGAAUAACUGCAUUGCUGACACGUAAAGAUUGCGUAAUUCAAGUUCCACGGUGUGAAGAGCGUGCUUUAACAUAUUUGACUGCUAUCCUUGAACAAAUUGAACCCGAGGAAAAAAUUUGUCAAGCCGUUGUUAUCAUUCAUCUUAAAGAUCUCUGUUAUGUUAUUCAAGAUUUUCUUAGUAUUCUUGGAAAAGAAUUACAACUUUCUUGCUUCACGUGUGUUGGUGGAUUUCCAUUAAGAAAAGACAUCGAAAGAUUAAUGAAUAGUCCACAAAUUAUUAUUGCUACCCCAGGCAGAUUGAUUGAUUUAAUAAGUCAAAGAAGAAUCGAUUUUUCGGGAGUGAAAACGGUAGUGGUCGAAGAUUCUUGUAUCAUGUUCAACAGUACAUUUCGAUCACAAACCUUUGACAUAAUUUUUCGGCUUGCAAGAAGAUAUGAUACUGAUGAUCGUCAAAGAGUUCAGCGUGUCCUAAUGACCACGGCAACAACUUUUACCUUGGCAGACAUUAAAAAUAGAAUUUUACAAGAACCACAUAUUGUUAUUGAUGACUCGUCACAUAUUAAAGAUGGGUUGAGAUUAUAUUAUUCGAUUGUUGAUAAAGAAGAUCAAAAAUUAGAUGCGCUUUUUGAAUUUUUAAAAAUGGUUUUAGUUUCUUUUAAUGUUGGCAAUUUUCACGAUAAGUUUAAUAUUUUUGCUUUGCAUUUAUCUACAGAACAAUUAGAAAGACACGAAAUUAUCAAAUCGUUCUGGAACAAAAAAUCGACAAAAUCAUCAAUUACAAUUACUUUAGAUUGUUUUGCUUCGGUAUUGGCCUUUUAUCCAGUUAAAUAUUGCAUACAAUUUGAUUUGCCUUUUAAAAAGGAAAACUAUCAAGAUAGAGACACAAGUCGUCGUCAAUAUAGAAACAACCCUUACCCACGACAACCAUAUUCAACACACUACAAUAACGGAAUUGGAAUUCAACGUAAUGUAAAUACCUAUCAAAGUUCCUCCUAUAUUAGUGGUAGUAGUGGUAGUUCUACAUCUUAUCAUUACCAUCAACAACACUCGAACAGGUUCAACAACAAUAAUAGAGAAACAGGACCACCGACAAAAGUUCCGAAGAAUCAAAGAUCACUACCCUCUAAAGAAAUACCACAACCAUCACCAAAGAUCAAUGAAGAAGAGGUUCAAAAAAAUGCUAUUCGUUAUGGAAAGUUCGAACUUAAUAUAAAGGAAAGGCUUGAUAGUUUUAAAGAGAAAAAGAAAGAUGGUCCAAUAAUCUGUCAUCGUGAAAUGAAAGAAAUAACAAAAGGUUUUGAUAUACGAUUUGAUGAAUGGAGCAGUUUUGUUGCUGCUGCGCCAAAAAUACCACCCAGACCAAAAGAAAAAAAUCCACAACCUAAUAAUAAUCGUUUUUCUCCAUACAACAAGGCAUCAUCAUCUCUAUCACAACAAAAACAAAUUAGGUUUGGGUAA